Messenger RNA from Ornithodoros turicata, 954 nucleotides. It is a transcript of the gene Rab21, whose product is annotated as ras-related protein Rab-21-like. The transcript has 5 exons. NCBI's taxonomy places the organism in Eukaryota, Metazoa, Arthropoda, Arachnida, Ixodida, Argasidae. Gene Ontology annotation, cellular component: endosome; Golgi apparatus. The coding region runs from base 184 to 828 and encodes 214 amino acids. Gene Ontology annotation, biological process: Rab protein signal transduction. The record is from RefSeq and is a predicted model, not a curated record. Gene Ontology annotation, molecular function: GTPase activity; GTP binding.
UCCUCAAUUGCUUUGCUUUCGACUGGCAGCGGUGUGAGGUUGUUGUGGUGUUUUUUCUAUAUUGCUUGCAGAACUUUCUUUGCAUGUACUGUGUCUGGUCGUGACAUUUCUAGAGGUGUUGAGCACUUCGCAAUAUUCCAGAGGACAUGCUACCAUCCUGUGGAGUAGCGUGACGAAAUUACGAUGGCAGCUGCAAACUCUGCUGGGCGAAGUUACACCUUCAAAGUGGUGCUUCUUGGUGAAGGUUGUGUUGGAAAAACAUCGGUUGUUUUACGUUAUGUUGAGAACAAGUUCAACGACGCACACUUUUCCACGCUACAGGCAUCGUUCCUCAACAAAAAACUGAACAUUGCUGGAAAGCGGGUGAACUUAGCCAUAUGGGAUACAGCUGGACAAGAACGUUUCCAUGCCCUCGGUCCGAUUUACUACCGUGACAGCAAUGGAGCAGUGCUGGUUUAUGACAUCACAGAUGAAGAUUCAUUCCAGAAGGUGAAAAACUGGGUCAAAGAACUGCGAAAGAUGUUGGGUCAGGACGUCUGCUUGACCAUAGCGGGCAACAAAACAGACCUGGAAAAGAACCGUGCUGUCCCAGCCAGCGAAGCGGAGGCCUAUGCUGCGUCUGUGGGAGCAACCCACGUGCUUACUUCAGCCAAAUUGAAUCGUGGCAUCGAGGACUUGUUCCUGAACCUUAGCAGGAGAAUGAUUGAAGUCGCGGAGAGCAAUGACGAACAACACCGGAACAGCCUGGGAAGGGGAGGCAGUUCUCGACGCAACGUCGUGAUCGUUGAAGACGAACCGCAACCAAAGCGAGGAUGCUGCGGAGGAUGAAGUGCCUCAGCCCCCUCCAAGGUGCACGGCCGACGUUUUGGAGGACGUUUAUGUUAUAUAAUAUAUAUCCCUUAUAGGUGUGUUCCAAAGCUGUGAGUACAUUAAUAAAGAGUACCAUGCCUUGUA